GAUAUUUCGACUCUGACAAACUAGAGGGAGAAAAGCCUCAGAGCCACCCUGACCGCUCAUUGCAGGGAGACAGAAAAGGACGCUGGUGCUCCGCUUCCAACUAACCUCUAGACCUUCUGUUUUCGGCCAGCAGGAGCUCAGUCCCCUCCCAGAGAGAGAGAACCCAGGCGUCCUGCUACCCCUGUAGAAUUCCCCUUUUACCCCUCUCUCUGGCUUUCACUGGCACAGUUUCAUUCUACUUGUUUUCGCAGCUGCUUUCCAGCUUUCUCCUCUACUCUCUCCUAAUCCUCCUCUCUGACAGACUAGGUGACCCGGUUCCCAAAGGCCUCUGUUGUAAAGCCCCAGACCUCUCGAGGAGCUUUCUCUUCCCCAAUAUCCUAAACCUGAUUUCAAAUGAAUUCUGAGGGGCUGACGGCCCCACCCCUUCCCCCCAACCCCGAAAAUCCUGCUCCCAGCUUAGGCACCCGCCUGCCCCGUCCUUUCCUCCACAGUCUCCGGACUCUCUUUGAAAUCCUGGAUGACCAGAGGAGCGGGACCAUCCACGUCUCCGAAAUCGAGAGCCGUUGGGGUCGUGGUGGCUCUGGAGUGAGACCCCAAGGAGACCAAGAAAGAGCCCAGCUUCCUUCCGGCGUUCUCCAGGCCCUCCAGCAAGUGGCAGAACCGUGCGGGGGGUAUUUAAGUUUCCCCCGCCUAGUGGCCGGGCUAAGAAUUGCCCUCCUCCGAGCUGAAGAAGAAGAGGAUCGCGCCGAAGCGGAGAAAGCAGGAGAAAGCGCUCGAGCUGAGCAGGCUGAGGGCGGACAGAGCGCAUCCCAGUCCAUGAAGAACUUGAGUCGGAUACGAGAAUCGGAUGGGAAAAGCAUCACACGUUCCCGUAGCAUCAACAGUUCCCUGUGCCAAGCUGGGCGACGCCGGAGCCUACGUCUCCCGAAGGAGCCACGCAGGCACACCAUUUCUAACGCUCUGGAAUAUGACAUG
Pogona vitticeps (central bearded dragon) is the source of this 975-nucleotide messenger RNA. Lineage: Eukaryota; Metazoa; Chordata; Lepidosauria; Squamata; Agamidae. The record is from RefSeq and is a predicted model, not a curated record.